Messenger RNA from Impatiens glandulifera, 1479 nucleotides. RefSeq names its product laccase-3. The transcript has 3 exons. Gene Ontology annotation, molecular function: copper ion binding; hydroquinone:oxygen oxidoreductase activity. The coding region runs from base 1 to 1479 and encodes 492 amino acids. NCBI's taxonomy places the organism in Eukaryota, Viridiplantae, Streptophyta, Magnoliopsida, Ericales, Balsaminaceae. The record is from RefSeq and is a predicted model, not a curated record. Gene Ontology annotation, cellular component: apoplast. Gene Ontology annotation, biological process: lignin catabolic process.
AUGGCUAGGCAUGGCAUUCGUCAACUAGGCACACCCUGGGCAGAUGGACCCGAAUUCGUGACCCAAUGUCCAAUCCAACCGGGAUCAACAUACACAUACCAAUUCUCGACUGAAGGCCAUGAAGGAACCUUGUGGUGGCAUGCUCAUAGCAAAUGGCUUCGAGCAACAGUUUAUGGAGGAUUGAUAAUCUAUCCAAAAGUGUCUUCUUCAUACCCAUUUCCCAUACCCAAACUUGACAUCAUUCUUCUUCUUGGAGAAUGGUGGGAGAGAUCAAAUCCAAUUGAUGUUCUUAGAGAAGCAACUUUUAGCGGUGGGGGUCCAAAUGUCUCUGAUGCUUACACCAUUAAUGGUCAACCUGGUGACCUUUACAGAUGCUCUAGUAGAGAUACAGUGAGAUUUAUUGUGGAAGAAGGUGAUACUGUUCUUCUUAGAAUAAUAAAUUCUGCACUUAACCAACACCUUUUCUUCAGUGUAGCCAAUCAUAUGCUAACCGUUGUAGCAACUGACGAUUCCUAUACAAAACCUUUCUCCACUUCAAUCAUCAUGCUCGGCCCUGCUCAGACAACAGAUGUUCUUCUAACCGCAGAUCAGCUUCCUGGCCGUUAUUACAUGGCGGCCCGACCCUACGCCAGCGCACAAAACGUACCAUUCGACAACACAACCGCAACCGCCGUCCUGGAAUACAUCUCCGCACCCUGCGGUUCUAGAUUCAGGGGAAGAAAAAGAAGCCCUGUUUUGUUACCGCAGCUGCCAGCAUUCAACGAUACGGUGGCAGCAACUGAAUUCGGAACGCGGUUGAGGAGUUUGAACGACGUGAAUGUCCCGAUUGAGAUUGACGAGGAUUUGUUUUUCACAAUUGGGUUUGGACUCGUUGGAUGCGAACCAGGGCCGAUGUGUCAAGGACCGAACAACACACGGUUCGCGGCUAGCAUGAAUAACGUGUCGUUUGUGUUCCCGAGAGAGAUGUCGUUACUGGAGGCGGUUUAUCGAGGAGGAGGCGUAAAGGGUGUUUACACGACGGACUUCCCACCGGUUCCGCCAUUGAGAUUUGAUUAUACAGGAAAUGUGAAUCGGGGGCUUUGGGAGCCGGAGUUUGGGACGAGGAUGUACAAGGUAAAGUACAAUUCGAGGGUACAAGUGGUGUUGCAAGAUACGGCGAUCUUUGUUACAGAAAACCAUCCGAUGCAUCUUCAUGGGUAUAGUUUCUACGUGAUUGGGCAGGGUUUUGGAAAUUUUGAUAGUGAUCGGGAUAAGAAAAAGUUUAAUCUUGUGGAUCCGCAAUUGAGGAACACAAUAAAUGUUCCUGUUGGUGGGUGGGCUGUCAUUCGAUUUGUAGCGGAUAAUCCAGGAGUUUGGUUGAUGCAUUGUCACAUUGAUGCUCAUCUAACAUGGGGGUUGGCCAUGGCUUUCUUGGUUGAAAAUGGAGAUGAUGAAUCUCAAUCUGUACCACCUCCUCCACUGGAUCUACCGCCGUGCUAA